Anopheles arabiensis is the source of this 1934-nucleotide messenger RNA. It is a transcript of the gene tsr, whose product is annotated as cofilin/actin-depolymerizing factor homolog. NCBI's taxonomy places the organism in Eukaryota, Metazoa, Arthropoda, Insecta, Diptera, Culicidae. Bases 447 to 893 code for a protein of 148 amino acids. The record is from RefSeq and is a predicted model, not a curated record. Gene Ontology annotation, cellular component: cytoplasm; actin cytoskeleton; actin cortical patch. Gene Ontology annotation, biological process: actin filament severing; actin filament fragmentation; cell motility. The transcript has 5 exons. Gene Ontology annotation, molecular function: actin filament binding.
CGGGAGGUAAAACGCUGCUCACUGUGGAAGGCGCCGUUCAGAGUGUACUUUUCUUUCACGGACGGUAGUUGUGUGUAGACAGCAAGUAGCGCCAGCGAGUUGAAGUAGUGCUUUUGGCCAUAGUUUGACAGCCGAUUUUUAGCGACCGACCCCGUACACGUAGUUCUGUGUGUGUGCGCGUGCGUUUUUGCAAGUGCCGUGUGGUGUGUACCUUUUGUUGUGUGUCAGCAGUGACGACACACGGCAUUGUUUUGGAGCAGAGGGAAGUCACACCUUUUCUGAAACGGAGCUAAACCUAGCCUGUGUGUGUAUUGUUUGUGUGCGGAAAAGGCCGAGUGACGUCCAGUGUGCGUGUGUGAAAGAAAACUCCACCAGCGAGAGAAGCAGAAGAGAGAACCGGCAAAGCAAACUUCUUCCCAAUUGAAUAGCCGCAGAAACGUGUUAAAAUGGCUUCCGGAGUAACUGUAUCGGACGUGUGCAAGACCACCUACGAGGAAAUUAAGAAAGAUAAGAAGCACCGCUACGUGAUCUUCUACAUUCGCGACGAGAAACAGAUCGAUGUUGAGGUGAUCGGCGACCGUAACGCGGAAUACGACAGCUUCCUGGAGGACAUACAGAAAGGCGGCCCCGGUGAAUGCCGAUAUGGACUGUUUGACUUUGAAUACAUGCACCAGUGUCAGGGAACGUCAGAGAGCUCGAAGAAGCAGAAGCUGUUCCUGAUGUCCUGGUGCCCAGACACUGCCAAGGUCAAGAAGAAGAUGUUGUACUCGAGCUCGUUCGACGCACUGAAGAAGUCGCUCGUCGGCGUCCAGAAAUACAUUCAGGCUACUGACCUUUCCGAGGCCUCGCGGGAAGCGGUCGAGGAGAAGCUGCGCGCCACUGAUCGUCAGUAAGAGUAGAGAGAGUGAGGAAGAUAGGGAGUGUGAGAGGGAGAGGGAACAACAAUAACAACACUACACAAACACAGUAGACAGGUUACUACUUAAGGAAGAGACGCGCACACCACACCACAGCGAAAAAGGAGGAGACGAAAAGCAGAUGAAGGGCAUAUUAUAUACACUUACACAAACGACAACAACAACACCAGCACCACCACCACCAUCAUACAUCAAAAUCUUGCAUAAGGAAGAAGGAGAUAAAGGAAAGGAAAAAGAAGAAGAAGAAGAAGACGAAGCAGCAGUAUGUACUAAGACAGUUUGUGAAAGUAGGAAAAGGUGAAAUGAUUAUGCAACGACAAGCAGCGCGCGUGGUUAAGAAUAAAAAGAGAAAUUACUGAAAUCAACAGAACAAACCCUCAGCACUCUUCAUUUAUAUAUUCAACGUAUAACCAUUAACCGAAUAAACAACAAACCCACUUACACACACACCCUUUGUUGUACUCUAUCGAACGAAGUGUGUGUGUGUCUGUGAAGACUUCCACUCUAUUACUAUCUGGGGAAAGUAUAUCCUGCUGGAGAACAAGUGUGGAACAGUACACUAAUAAUCACAUCAUGAGAGUUUACUGAAAGAAGCCACAGGAAGGGCGAGUGGUGUAAUGGGUACUGUAUGCUUAGUAAAGAAAGAAAGAUGAAAGUUUAUGCUUUUUGGCGAAAGUGUAAUCAUGGACAUCAAGAAGUAUGAAUGUAACGAUCAUGCUAGAAUAAAAACAAACAUCAUUUUGCAAGAUCAUUAUCGAUCGAUCGCGAUACAUUCGCUACGAAGAAGAGAAACUCGCGCGCAAUCAGUAGUAGUCAAAUCACACUAACACCACAAGCAGUCUAUGGCCCAUAAUGCACAGAAAAGGUGGUAGCGAAAAAAAGAGAGGAGGAGAUGGAAGAAAAGUGGGGGGAUGAUGAAGUGAAAAGGAAGGUGGAGCGCAAAAGCGCGGACGAAUAAUGUAUGCGUCACAGAAAUAAAGUAAGCGAAGACGACAAAAUGAUGGAAAACAGAUGCAA